Molecule: messenger RNA, 960 nt
Organism: Durio zibethinus
Lineage: Eukaryota; Viridiplantae; Streptophyta; Magnoliopsida; Malvales; Malvaceae
Source: RefSeq, a predicted model, not a curated record
AUGUUCUUUAUUCCUACCUUACCAUUCCUUGACUCCUCCAUCGACUUUGCCACCAUCUCCUUCAUUGCUGCCCUCCUCAUCCUCUCUCUUUUCUCGAUUUGCUUCAUAUUUCACCUCCGUUUUAAAUCCAGAAGCUCCUGUCAUUUGCAGAACUUCAACUCUCUCUGGACCGUCCGAUUCCUUUUUGUCUUCUUCAUCACCUUCUGGGCAUUGACAGAACUGCUACGCCUACCCUUGUUUCGCAGACGAUAUUUUUAUCCUCUCUUGCCACAGCUAACCGUGCCACAACAAGCCAACCUUUGCAAAGUCCACCUUGUUCUCUCUUUAGGGUUCUUCGAGCCUGGUUUCCUAGUAACUUUGCUUUUCUUGCUUGAUGUCUCCGUCAAGAAAACAACCCCAAGAAGCUUCUUCAGCGUUUUCUUUGUCUUGGCCUCGUGUCUUCCCAUUUUCCUUUUACAAGUUUACUUUGUGUUCUUUCCGGAUUCCAAGAGACGUUUCCCAGAACUUUUUCAUAGGAGUUGGUUCGUCUCCUGGAACAGUGAUGAUCAUAAGACGGUUUUGUGUGCGUACCCUUUGCUAAGCACCAUUUUGUUCGGCGUUUUUGGAGCUGUCUUUUCAUUGUCAUUCUUGUUAUCAUUCUGGCGAGUCGUCUCUCAUGUAAUCAACAAGGCCCUCAAGGUUCGAAUCUUUGCUCUCGCUUUGACAGUCAUCAUAGCGUUGCCAUUGCAAAUCCUCUUUAUGGGGUUGUCAGUGUUAUGGACACCGGACAAGACCGGUUUCGAUGGAGUAGCUCUAUUUGUGUUCCUUAGCACGUUCACUUGCGCAGUGGUUGGAGAGGGCAUUUUGGUGAUUAAACCGAUAGCAGACUCGUUGGCCGCGGAAGAAGGAGCAAGAGGAGACAGUUAUCGGGGUAGCAGUCACGGUGAAAGGUCGUCUCGGCGCCCCCUGUGUACCUUGUAA